Molecule: messenger RNA, 597 nt
Organism: Neodiprion fabricii
Lineage: Eukaryota; Metazoa; Arthropoda; Insecta; Hymenoptera; Diprionidae
Exons: 1
Coding region: 1-597 (198 amino acids)
Source: RefSeq, a predicted model, not a curated record
AUGAGUAAUACGAUUGAUUCGUUGGCAGAGCUGCUGAAGAAAGUCAGCGAGACGGUUAACGAAACUAAAAGUGAAAUGAAUAAAAUUGGAAAAACAACUGAAGAUCUCUCAACUUCAGUGAAUGAAGUCAGAAACGAACUAAAAGAAUGGACAGGGAGAUGCAUAGCUCUGGAACAAAAGUAUGAAGAUCAUAAAGAGAGGAUUGAUAAUAUUGAGAUGAAACUAGAUUUUUUGCUGAAGCAGGAAAGAAAGAAAAACUUGAUGAUGUUCAAGGUGCCUGACACUUUGGAAGUGAAUGGUGAUUUAAAUAAAUCGGUGAUGGAAAUCUUCAGGACAGCGGGCAUAGGCAUUGCCGAGAGGGAUGUAGAACCAAUUUUUAGAGUUGGAAAACACGUCGAGAACAGACCAGUCAAAAUCUCGAUGGUUAAUAAAAGAGCAAAGUACUCGGUUCUCAAGCAGAAUAUGAAAUUGAAAAGUACCGGAGUUAUCCUAGAAAAAGAUUCAUCAGAAAUAGACAGGGAAAAAAAAAGAAAAAUUGCGUUCGCUGAAGAUGAACCUGGAAAAACAUGGCAAAACCGUAAAAGUAAAGGGUUUUAA